AUGGAUUUCAUGAUAUCAAGUUUUGCUAAUGAACAGACAGAUCCAGCUUUUGAAAGCCGGAAGGUAUUUGUAAAGGAAAAAUUAUGGGAAAAGACCGCUGCGACAGUUAUUGGAAUGGGGAUGGUUAUGGAACCGAGUAAUUCUAAAAAUAAUUGUCUUCCACCAGAAAUAGAAGAGGGUAAUGUAGAAUACAAGGUAAAGUUAGUGAAUCCAUCGUCUAGUCGUAUGCAGCAUUUGAUUACACAAAUGAAAUGGCGGCUGAGGGAAGGUCAAGGAGAAGCGAUUUACGAACUGGGCGUUGAGGAUGGAGGAGCUAUGGCAGGUUUAACAGACAGAGAACUGGAAGCUUCAAUGAAAACUAUUAGAAAAAUGGCCACUGCCCUCAGUGCGAGUCUUGUUGUGCUUAGUGAACGUGAAGUAGGUUCUGCAACAGAUGGUACUCUUAAGCGUUACGUUGUCGAGGUUUUAGUCAGAAAGGUCCCUGACAAUCAGCAGUUUAUUGAAUUGAGGCUGGCGUUUCUUGGUGGAGUUGGUUCAGGAAAGUCAACUCUCUGUGGCGUGCUAACGCAGGGGGUGUAUGAUAAUGGUCAUGGGAAGGCUCGCUUAAGUAUGUUUAGAUAUUUACAUGAACUUCAAACAGGUCGCACAAGUUCUGUUUGCCUUGAUGUUAUAGGAUUUGAUUCAAGGGGGAAGUUGAUAAAUUAUGCCGAACAUUCGCUGGAGGAAAUGGUAGAGAACUCUACUAAACUUAUUACACUUAUCGAUUUAGCUGGUGACAGACGGUAUUUGAAGACAACCAUUUAUGGGUUAACAGGUUACUAUCCUCACUUUGCUGCAUUGGUCAUCAGUGCCGUUACCGGUCCCACUUCAGUUACGCGUGAGCAUUUGGGUGUAGCAGUUGCCUUGAAUAUAUCAGUUUUUGUUGUGGUGACUAAAACUGAUGCAGUUUCAACAAGUGGACUACAAAAAACCCUGAAAAGUAUUGAGAAGCUGCUCAAGCGUCCAGGCAGAACCCCAAGCAAAAUUCGGAAAGUAAAUACGCUUGAAGAUGCAGUAAGCUGUGCGUCUCUAAUGAUAAGCCAGGAUAUAGUCCCAAUCAUUCCGGUGUCUUGCGUCACUGGUUUGAAUUUGAACUUGCUGGAAAGCUUUCUCAACGUCCUUCCAACUAGUGGCCUGUCAAAAUCAAAGCAAGAAGAACUUUCCCUCGUGGCGCCAUUGUUUUGUGUAGACGAGGUUUUUACUGUUCCUCACGUGGGCACUGUUGUUUGUGGACUCUUAACUGAUGGCAUGAUGAGUGAAGGAGAUUUGAUAAAAAUUGGUCCUGAUCUUAAGGGCACCUACCAUACGAGGAAGAUUGAAAGUAUACACCGGAAUAAACAGCCAGUGAGGUCUAUCAAGCCUGGCGAAGCAGCUUCUAUAGCUAUUUCUCUCACAAAGUUCUUCAGCAGUGCAGUAGAAAUAAGAAAAGGGAUGGUGAUGAUUAAUGAGAAAGAUGAGGGAGUAGCUUGCCGACGAUUCACAGCUCGAUUUUAUUUACUGUAUCAUAAUGCUCCAGAAAUCUGUCUUGGGUUCCAAGCUACAGUUUACAUUGGUUCAGUAUGUCAGACAGUAACAAUUGUUGGUUUGGAUGCUCCGUCUGUUCUUCCACUGGUAUGGAUUACCGCUCGAUUUGAGUUUUAUAAGCACCCGGAAUUCGUACGUGUUGGAACUCCUCUGAUUUUUCGAGAGGGCAAAACCAAGGGUAUGGGAGAAGUAAUCGAUGUAGAAAUCUUAGGAGAAAAGUAA
Messenger RNA from Enterobius vermicularis (human pinworm), 1785 nucleotides. The record is from the annotation of a GenBank genome assembly. Lineage: Eukaryota; Metazoa; Nematoda; Chromadorea; Rhabditida; Oxyuridae.